UUAAUUUGGCAACACUGAUACAGUGAUACAUGAAAAGUGCUUGUCAUUAAGCUUUGUGGCAUUUUCUAUAAAUACUCAAAAAAGCAAGGUAAAUACACUUUAUUCAUCAUCACACCAUCUACUUAACUAUAUUCAACACCUUUUCAUUCAAGCAAAGAUGCCUGCAACAGCUCUUUUUGGUAGCUCCGCUACUGGUCCUGGUUCAACAGGCGGUAAUAAACACUUAAUCGAAAUGCGAGCGGGAAAAAUGAACCUAAAAGGUCGCAUGGUUUACCCAGAUAAAAGAAAAGGUUUACUUUACGUCUAUCAAAGUGAGGAUUCCCUAAUGCAUUUUUGCUGGCAAGAUCGCACCACGGGAAUUAUCGAGGAUGAUUUAAUAAUUUUUCCUGAUGAUUGUGAAUAUGUUAAAGUUACUCAAUGCACUACCGGGCGAGUUUAUCUGCUUAAAUUUAAAUCAUCAAAUCGCAAGUUCUUUUUUUGGCUUCAAGAACCAAAUGCAGAUAAAGAUGAGGAUCAUUGCAAGAGGAUUAAUGAGUACUUAAAUAAUCCUUCAGGAGCUGUGCAAACUCAAGGAGGAGCAGAUACCGAUUUACAAUCACUUUUGAAUAAUAUGUCUCAAUCGCAAUUGAUGCAAUUGUUUGGUGGAGGGCAAAUGGGGGGACUUUCAAGUUUAUUAGGAACAAUUAGUCGUCCUUCAACAGCUGGAGCUCGUUCUUCAACAACAACCCCAGCAAUAACUCAUCGUACAAUGCCAACAACUCCAACAACAGCUUCCAGUCAAGUUACAACACCUGGAGUUGAAACACCUCCAGCAUCAGGUGCCCCUCAAACGCCCAAUGCUCCAAAACCAACCAGAACGCGCCCUCCAAUCCAAACAAGCGAAGGAGGAACUGCGGGUAGCGCCCCAAUACAACUAUCUGAUUUGCAAAGCUUUCUGCAAGAUUUAUCAUUACCACCGAGAACUGGAGCAACCUCACAACCUCAACAAUCAGUCGAUUUAUCAACAGCUUUAACUUCUGAUAGUUUAUCAGGGUUAAUGAAUAAUCCUGAGGCUUUAGAACAAUUACAAAGUCAUUUACCUGCUGUUGAUGGAAACAUACAGGAUCAACUUAGAUCUACAUUGGCAUCACCCCAAUUUCAACAAGCUGUUUCCCAAUUUUCAAGUGCUUUAGAAUCGGGGCAGUUAGCGCCGGUUGUGUCGCAAUUAGCAGUUAAUCCUGAAGCCAUUAGUGCGGCGGCUCAAGGUAAUAUGCAGGAAUUUUUGAAAGCAUUGGAAAAAACUGGGCCGACAUCAGGAAAUGGACAGGGAUCGGCUGAUAAAGAAAAAGACAAAAAAGAGGCCCCUACAAAAGAUGAUAAAAAAGAUGACGAUGAAGGGAUGCAAUUGGAUUGAUUUUAUUUUCUUUUUAAUGUUUGGCUUCUUCAUCUUCACAAGUUGAAUUUAUUUGCUUAUAAAAAAUGCUUUUAAAAAUUAUAAGAUUUUGUAUUUAUGCGGAAUACCUGUAUAAUAAUUGAAAAACAAAUUGGUAAUUCAUCUAUGGUAAUAAAAAAACUGAUAAAUGGAUAAAUGUUGUAACGUUUUUUAGUAAACUAGGUAAAACCAGUAAAUUUUUCUUCUAAGGCUGAACAAGCUAUGACAAGUGACAUAGUA
This is a messenger RNA of Onthophagus taurus, 1651 nucleotides long. RefSeq names its product proteasomal ubiquitin receptor ADRM1-B. Gene Ontology annotation, cellular component: proteasome regulatory particle, lid subcomplex; nucleus; cytoplasm. Gene Ontology annotation, molecular function: proteasome binding; endopeptidase activator activity. The record is from RefSeq and is a predicted model, not a curated record. Lineage: Eukaryota; Metazoa; Arthropoda; Insecta; Coleoptera; Scarabaeidae.